CCCUUAAUCGAUGAAUUGACGCUCCUUGAGCACUACCACUAAAACAGUGAAAGCAUUGACUGCCUUGCUUCGAACUUGCUUCGACUGAGUUCUUAUUUCAAGCUCUCGGUUCAUGGCAGUUUAUGUCACAAGACAAUACACAGCACACAGAAAUGUUCUCAGGGAGGCUGCUGUAUAUGGAAUGACUCAACAUAAAUGGCACUUUUGAGUGCUUGUAAUGAGGUGAAAUAAUUAGAUAAGGAUGUGGUUCCAGCCAGUAAGACGGUCUGGAACAAAAACGCCUUUAGGCGAAAAAUGGGCCUUACUGGGAUGGUGGACUUUCAGGAACUGUACUGUUUAAAGUCAUGCGCUCAUUUGCAGUUUCUACACGCACCAAUAACAAGUCAAGUCUCGUUACUGUUUGUGUACUGCAUUACCUUUUGCACCACUUCUGCAGGAGAACCAAGUGCCAAGCCUUAAGUACCAAAGGCAGACAAGCCAAGUAUUGUCAGUGCUUCCCAAGCUUUCUUGAGCCAAGAACCCAAAAUCUUACAAUACCACCAAACAAAAACAUCACAAAAAGUAGAGAUACUGAAAUAAAGAAGCCAUGACUUGUUCUGUUCUAUAAAUGGCAGCAAAGGGAUAAACGGGUUUAUUGUACGAAUGGAAGGUCAUUUAAGAGUUGUCACUAUAUGUCACUGGCAUAGAGACAUGAAGAAAGAUAUUUUUGCUAGUUGCUAAAAAAUAAACUACUUCCAUUUUUUUGCUCCUUCUAUAAUGCUCUUAACAUGCUGAUGUCACCAAAGCCACGAGAGUAGUAAUUAAUGUCAAAGUGAUACCUCUUUACUGAGAGACUAACAGCUUUGUGUGUCGGGGAGGAGCUAAGUUUAGCCUGGGUUAGUGAAAGUUAUGGAGAGCCUUUAGCAACAUUUGCGUGUCCGUCUUUAUUUUUUUUUAAAUCGAACAAAUGCCAAGAAAUAUGAAAUGUUUUGCGAUAGUAGAAUUUGGUGCAUCAAUUGCUCAGUUUUUUGCUAAUUGCAGCGGGGGGCUAAUCUGUACCAUGCUGAACUAUUGUGUUAAACUGCUUUCACCUUGAUCUUUUUAACCCCUCAUCCUGACAUCUGUAGUGUGGGUUUGCGUCAAAUUUGGCUUUGAGAUAUUUCCAAAGAGCGCGGAACAAGUCGAGACUGGAAGCAGCUCGAGCGAGUUGUCGGGGUGCAGAUGCCUUGCCUGAUUCAUCAAGUUUCGCAGCGAAACCAAGAAGUGUCACAAUGAACGCCAUCCUCUGCACACCUCCCACCCCCAGACUCGAUUUCCUGUCUGCCAUCUCUCAACGCUUUUUACACGCUCCCUUCCUCCUUCACUUAAUGAAGACAUGUUGGAAGUCUCGAUAGUUUGGCGACAACUGCGAAGAGGUCGUUGUGUUUUGGUUUCAUUGUUCCACAUUGAUUCAUUUUCACUUUGUACACAGGUCCGAUCCCGGCCGAGCAAGAGGGUGAGCUGGCCAUGGGUGUGGGUCGGAGCGAAACGGCGCCACUGAGCGGGCCGGCGGUGCAAGGCCUGAACACGACGCAGAAUUCCCAGCGUCCGAGCACCUGCUGUUUCUGCUGGUGCUGCUGUUGCAGCUGCUCAUGUCUUACCAUCAGGAAUGAAGAUGAGAGGAGGCGUAGGAGGAAGAGGAUAUCACAAGACAACAAGAUGGAAUCAAUACCAAACUGUGAAGCUUGCACCAAACCUUCAAUUGAGGAGAUGCAACUCUGGGCCCAGUCCUUCGACAAGCUGAUGAGGAACCCGGCGGGACGCAAUGUUUUUCGGGAGUUUUUACGCACGGAAUACAGUGAGGAGAACAUGCUCUUCUGGCUGGCCUGUGAAGACCUCAAACAGGAAAUGAACAAGAAAAGCAUGGAGGAGAAGGUGCGCUCCAUCUACGAGGACUAUAUUUCCAUAUUGUCGCCAAAAGAGGUAAGCCUGGACGCUCGCGUACGAGAGGUGAUCAACAGGAAGAUGCAGGACCCGACGCCUCGCACUUUUGAGGACGCCCAGUUGCAGAUCUACACAUUGAUGCACAGGGAUUCCUACCCACGAUUCCUUUCCUCCAGCAUCUACAAGUCGCUCCUUCACGGCAACUCACGUAGUUCCUCCGAGUCCUAGUCCAGCACCAUCCACACGCCUCCCCACCGACCAUUUCAUAUCCCGAUAGGUGACACCCGCCUUCACCCCAAAUCGAUGCCAUGACUGCCAAGACUUUCAAUUUUGUGCCAACCGCCCUCUUGCGUACCUCCCUUUUCUCUCCACCUUCUUUCGUCUCAUUCUUUUAAUAUCCAAAAAAUGUGAUCAGAGCAUAAUCAGUCUAACCAUGUAACUUUGCCUCUGCUCAAGUUCCUAUCCAGUGCUUAUUUUUUUUAAAACUGCAACUGGCCACUGAUAAUUAGUGAUGAUGUUUUGUCAUCUGAGACACUUUUGAUAAUCCAACCAGAGGAAUUAAGCUCGAUUACAAACCGGCUGAGGCUAAAAUGAAUGUCCCUAUCAUGUGAACGGUAAUGAAGCCUAAAGUACCAGCACCAACUACUGAAUAAUAUUAGCGGUAACAUAUUUACGUAAAUCUAGAGUAGCAUUAUUCAAUAUGUGCUAUGGUUAAGUCAAUAGCACAUUUUCUCCACAUUCUUUCUGUUUCCUCUUACAUUCAUUCCAAAACAUACACGUUAGGUUCAUUGACGACUCAAAAUGGUUCGUAGGUGUGAAUGGCAGUGUGACUGCUUGUUUGUCUUUUUGUUUGUCAAUUGGCUGACGACCAAUCCAGGGCGUACGCCGCCUCUCAGCCAAAGUCAGCUAGGACUUGAAGGAGGAGGGGCAGUCCCGGACUAAAACCGGGGCCCUAAGCGAGAAUGUAUUCUCCCCCCCCCCUUCCAAAUGUUUUUGUUCAACAGUAAACACUUAAUAGCUGUCUACUCGACUUACAUAAAUAUCAAUUAAAAAUAACUUUAACAAAAUCUAAAGUGAAUAUGCGCGUGUGCCUUUAACAUUUUUUAGAUGCCAGGUCAUAAAUGAGCUCAUUGUGUUGUGCAAUGUCAUGAUUUAUGCUUCUGAUCGCCGAGCCACUGAAGCGUUCGUCGAGCGGGGACAUCUUAUCGAGCUUUGCCUCUCAAAAGACUGAAACAGGUAGAGUUACUGCAGUGCGAAGGGCAAUCUAGAGAUUUGGAUCAAAUACAAAUAUCAUGUAAAAACUACUACCGUUAUGAUUACAAUACUAUCUGUUAUUAUCGACUAUGCAAAUACUAGCCCACUACUGCCCCUGUUAGCACAACAGUAAGAAAACUAACUUGACUGGGUGUAAUUUGAUUGACUAAUUAAUAAAUAAUCGUACUUUAACUCAAAUUUGGCUAAAGUUAGUACACACCCACUGUCAUUUUGAUCAAUUCAAGCUUUUCAUCCAAUGAAAGUACAAAAUGCCAGCUUGCUUGAGUUACGUUGCUUCAUUCAAGUUGUAAUGUACUCGCUCUCGUACACCAUUGCCCAAACAACGCCUGUCCUAUGUCGUGUAAACAAUCUCAUUCUUAAAAUGUAUGAGACAUGAGCGUUGCAAUAAAUUAACUAACUCUCUAUGUCAGGGUUGGCACUGGCUCAUGGAACCUUUUAGUCAAUGUGACUAAAAGUGAUUUAAAAAAAAUCUCCUAGCCACAUUUGAGUGCAAUUUUCCAUGAAGUCUCCAAUUUUCUUUUUUUACUUUCAAUAUUUAUCAUCCAACAUAUUUAAUUGUAUUUAAAAAACAGUUUAAUUACUUCCUCCCAACUUGUAGUAGACAGCACGUCAACUUAGGCUUUGUAAAGGCGGCCCUGAGCACCAUAGAGAAUAGAGGGAUGUAUGUUUGGAAUAUCAUUUAUAUCUCAAGCUGUAUUUAAGUUCCAUGUCUACAUUUUAUUUCAGCACAGAAUUAUUUCUGUCUAUUUAGUCUCAUUGGCAGUCCCUCCUUGUCUUUUUCCAACUCACCUGAUAUUUCGGGCAGACGGAAAGACUGCAGAAGUUCAACUCCCAAAGCUUGUUAAUCAGCCAAUCACCUUUAAGAUUCACUGAGUGGAGGGCGACCUUGACUCUGCCCACCUACAAGCCUUGUUUGCCUUCUUUCAGGGUUUGUCUUUCUUCCCCUUUGCCAACUGGAAAGCACAGGACCAUUUCUCCAAACGGUUUUCUUCUUAUUGAUGUGAUAGACUCAUGAUGGAUGCUGACUACUGAUUUACAAACUCAAACAAGAGAUGCUGUUACCCCCCCUAAAAAUUACAGCAAUGGGAUUUGACCCAUUGUUGAUCUGUUUGAAUUUAUUUCUUUGUGUCUGUCACUUUUCACACUCUGGGAUUUUUUUUUUUUUUUAAUGCAGAAAGAGGUGGUUCCUUUUUGGACUGAAUUGAUCCAAACAUGAUGCAACACUCUCAAACUGCAAUAAAAAAACUGGAGUUCACACACACACACACACACACACACACACACACACACACACACACACACAGUAUUUAUAUCACCAUACUUCAGACGUAUGUUAUUCUGUAAAACUGAAUGUGUUUCUUACAACUAAAACUUUUCUUAACAGCCAAUGUUCAAAUAAUAUAAAUAUAUAUAAUUUUUUUUUUCCUCAAAAACCAGAAGUGGGGUAACUCAGAUACACAAGCAAUGUAUUUAUAUCAUUACUUUGGAGAUUCGACUUAGGCGUAUUUAUUUAUUUAUAAGUACACUGGAACCUCUUAGGUCGAACACAAUCUGUUGUGGGAUGCCGGUCAACCUCCAAUUCCAAACUAAGUUCAAUGCCACCAAACAUACUCGUAUAGAAAGUUUUUAUUAAAAAAAAAAAAUAAAAAAUCAGCCAAUGACAGCUCGUAUCUUGGAAAAACUCACAAGGCGAGUCGUACGUAUAUUAUGGCACCACUUUAUUCACAUGCAAAAAACGUAAGAGACCAAUGCCAAAGUUGUAAUACAUGUAAAAACAUUUAUUUUCACCAAUAACUCACUAAUAAGUGUAAAUAGAAAUGUUAAUAUGAGUAAAAACAAUAUCUGCCUUAACUUUUGAAAAACAAGUGUCUCCGUUUGCAAACUGUGUGACACUAGAAUCUGACUGGCCACUGAUUAACAUAACUUACUGUGUACAGUAUAUUAUUAUUUUUUUCAUUCUCGUGUUAUUCUCCCUCCACUCUGUUUAGGAAACUUCUACUUAUGAAAUAAGUGUUCAGGAAAAAGCCAAAUGAACAAUACCCACAGUUGAUGUUUAUUGAAUUGAGAUGAAUAAAAGGGAAGUGAAGCAAUAUUACGGCAGUUUGAAGUUUGAAACAUGUUUUCACCCAAAUAUGGGCUCAAAUUAUGGAAUUGUGCAACCCAUGGGAUGUUCGACUUUAGAGGUUCCAUAUUUGUGUCGAAACCCCACCAAUGUCUCGCUGUUACAUGUUCGGAAGUGUCUUGAGAUGUCCUAUACAAUAGCUCAAUUGUUUCUCAGCAGCCCGAAGGCAAAAUUGUUUUGUUUGUAAGUAUAGUGAUGCAAAUACACACGCACACACCAGGGUGGCCUACCUGGUUGCUGCUGCUGACCCCUGCCUCUGUGACUUCUCACCUUUGACCUCACCACUGUUUGCCCCCGGCCCGCUGAUUGGGUGCCGGCGGCCUCUGGGCACAACUGUGGUUGGUGGAUUCAGGAAGGAGGCGGGAGAAACGUUCACAAGUGCAAAACCAGUCACAAUAUUAGGGACACUUGCGUAAUAGGAUAACUCAUCCAAAUGUGCUUUUACAAAGAUCACAGUGCUCAUUUUCCCUUUACACUGUCAUGGGCGUUUUCAUGUAGCAACUGAAUGUUUAUUCAUGUGUUUUUAGUUUUCUGUAGUGAAGAACUGUAUCAACACAAGAGCAUUAUUUUUGUUCGCUCAUCGCUCGCUUUGAGCAUUAUCUUUACAAAGCAACUUUGUAAUACAGCAAUUGUAUUCAAAUUGAUUAUGUUGCACCACUGGUCCAAAUGCUGUGGUUGGUUAGUGAUGCCUCGUGGGAAAUUUACUCGGAGUCAGUCUAUGGAAGAAGUUUUGGCAAAUAUGAAAAAAGCCCAUUUUUAACAAAACUGGUCACUAAAUGCAUUUAUCUUGGUAUUAUUCUUGUUAUUUAUUUUAUAUUUGGUUGAAAAACUGUGAUUUUAAUUGUACAUAUCUAAAGAGAAAGUCUUGAAUAUCCAACAA
Messenger RNA from Syngnathus typhle (broad-nosed pipefish), 6179 nucleotides. Its product is annotated as regulator of G-protein signaling 17-like. Lineage: Eukaryota; Metazoa; Chordata; Actinopteri; Syngnathiformes; Syngnathidae. The coding region runs from base 1486 to 2130 and encodes 214 amino acids. The transcript has 5 exons. The record is from RefSeq and is a predicted model, not a curated record.